AUGCCAGGCCACUUGCUUCGGCCGAAGUUCUUCCUCGAGGCCUCCCUGGAGUCGGUGAACUCUAACUUCCUGGCGGCUUUGGAGCCGUGCUUCGAGGAGUUCUACAGAUUUCCGGCAGCCAAGGCGAAGGUAUCGGGCAUCGAGGAGCCCGCCAGCCGUGCGUUCCAGUUGUGGAAGCAGCCCGCGGGCAAAAUCUGGGCCGAGGCGGGGAAAUGCUCCGUUGGCAUCUCCACGUGCGAGUGGUGCAGCAUUAGGUUCUGCGACAACGCGGAGGAGGACGCCCUCGUGCUACAUUUACUUACGAAAUGGCUUUGCGCCUCUAGGAUGUCCGAGUCGCAGAGCGAGCGGGGGCCCUCCAUCACAGGAGCGGUGCUGGGAAACCGCCCUGGGCUACGCGUUGACAAGCGCGGGCUGUUGGCUCACAUCUAUUGGGCCGCCCAUUGCCAAGCGGGGUCGCACGCCGAGAGCUCGGGGCAGGAAUCCGCGGAGUCCGACGCGGGCGACGACGGAGGGCCAGAUGAUCUCGAGGACGUCGAGCAGGAGCUCGGCGCCGUGAAAGAAAUCAUCGUUGAGUCGCCGUUCCAGAAGCUGGCAAAUUUGGCCCUCAAGGACGUGCAGAUUUGCAUCGAUUGUCUGCGACCGGCGAGCGAGGGCGGGACCUUGCGCGGGCCCCCAUCUGCGCUGCCGCUGCUAGACACUUUGAUGGACUGCACUGUCACGCAGCGCUCUCUCGGCCGCUCGGGCUCGGAGCCGCUGCGCGUAGUCAAGCCCGUGCGCCGGAAGGCGAGCCCAUAG
Molecule: messenger RNA, 795 nt
Organism: Prorocentrum cordatum
Lineage: Eukaryota; Dinophyceae; Prorocentrales; Prorocentraceae
Source: the annotation of a GenBank genome assembly